Ambispora leptoticha is the source of this 882-nucleotide messenger RNA. Lineage: Eukaryota; Fungi; Glomeromycota; Glomeromycetes; Archaeosporales; Ambisporaceae. The record is from the annotation of a GenBank genome assembly.
AUGGAACGCUUAAGUGGAACUGAACUAUUACAAGAAGCAGGACGUCUCCUUGCAGAGAAUAAAUAUAAGGAAGCAGUCAAAAUUUUCGACAUUUUAGUUGAAAAAUUGCCAGAUGUACCUAUUCCGUUAUUGAGCAGAUGUACUUGCCUUAUACAGCUAGAAAAAUACAACGAAGCUUUAAAAGAUGGUCUUAAGAUACUCGAACUUCCCAACGGACCGAUAGAUGAGGAUGUUGCUAAUGGGUGUACAACAGUUCAUAGUGUUGCAUAUGUGAGAAUCGCAAAAUGUUAUAAAGAGUUGGGAAAGACGAGCGAUGCUGAAUCAAUGAUAAGAAAAAAAAAUGAGAUCGAACAAUCCAUAAUUCGUAAUAUGGCUAAAUCGUCACUAGUCGAAAGUUUGCCACCUGACGAACCAUCUAAAUCUCUUGCAGAAAAAUUACGAAUACAAGGCAAUGAACUGUAUAAUCACUCAAAAUUCAAAGAAAGCGCGGCUAUUUAUUCCGAAGCAUUAAAAAACGAUCCGGAUAAUUUGUUGAUCCAUUCGAAUCGAGCGCAGGCGUUGUUACAAUUAGGUGAUUUAGAGAAUGCACUUUGGCAUGCGGAUACUUGUAUACGAUUAAAUCCGAAAUGGGCUAAAGGAUAUUAUAGAAGAGGGUGUAUAUUGUUAGAAAAAAAACAAUAUAACCAAGCCAUAAUUGCUUUAGAGACUGCCAGCAAUUUUGGGUCAACAGAUAAAGAAUUAUCUAAAAAGCUGAAGAUUGCUAAACAGUUUCGAAAACAACAACAAACUUCCGAGAAUCUUAGUGUGAAAAACGAGGCUUCAAACUUUAUAAAUAUGUCAAUUAUUGGAGCGUUGACAAUUAUUGGUUGGAUAUUUGAAUGA